This is a messenger RNA of Brugia malayi, 2268 nucleotides long. RefSeq lists its product as uncharacterized. NCBI's taxonomy places the organism in Eukaryota, Metazoa, Nematoda, Chromadorea, Rhabditida, Onchocercidae. Gene Ontology annotation, molecular function: protein serine/threonine kinase activator activity. The transcript is spliced from 17 exons. The record is from RefSeq and is a predicted model, not a curated record. Gene Ontology annotation, biological process: TORC2 signaling; positive regulation of phosphatidylinositol 3-kinase/protein kinase B signal transduction. Gene Ontology annotation, cellular component: TORC2 complex. The coding region runs from base 1 to 2268 and encodes 755 amino acids.
AUGCGAAAGUUGUCUGAAAAAGUUACAACAGAUGCAGAAAUUAGUUGUUCACUUGAACGAGCUCUUAAUGCUCGAGGACAAAACUUGGAAAAUACUGAAAAAAUUAUCGAUUAUCUCAAUAACUUGUGCACUAUGCUUGCUAAUAUUGCUAAGUAUGUGUUAUGGGAAGCAAGUUCGGUCCGCGCAAUUACAUAUCGCAUCUUACGGAAAGCCUCUAAGCUACCGAAUGACUUGUCAGUAUUGCUAAAUAUGCAUAUGGAUUGCUUUGCAAUAAGAUCUCUAGAGUUGGGCACUAACAACUCCGAAGAGCGCAUUGAGGCUUUAAAAUUAUGUACAGUGAUGUUAGGUUAUAUGAACGAGGAGACAAAAAGCUCAGAUAAUGGAAUGAAGAAAAUUUUUUCGAGUGCCAUUUUUCCAGAAAAUGUUUGCCGUGCGUUAAUCUCGAUUGCCAAUUGUUUCUUCUCAAUUCGACAUGAUAGUGCGAAAAUUGAAAAAAAAGAAGAUGAAUUAGCAUUUUCAUGUUUCGCUGUGAUACUUGAACAGGCUAUCGUUACUCCAGAUCUCAUUUUGAAUUCUGUUGAUACAGGCUGGAUUGUAGAACUUUGUACGAAUGCUGUAUUUAGUGACCGUUUAUCCACUUUUGUUUGUCGGAUUUUGUGUAUGUGGCUCGAUUCACCACGACUGAGAAUGCAAGCUAAAUUAAGAUUGGUCUUAAAUAGGAUUUUUGCUUCGAUAGUUGAAGUCGAACUUUUUGAACGAAAGGAACCAAUACAUUUGGAGCAGCACGGGCUGUCAAGUGACUCCUUCCAAUUGGAAAACUUUUCACAGAUAUUUUUAAAUCUCUUACGCACUUGGGCUGGUCUUUUUGCAUGUUCAGCGUUGGAUGAUCAGAAAACAUCGGUUAUUCCCGUAUUAUGUUUUUUGGAUUACAUAGGAUUAAAUCGACCUGCGCAUGCGAAUAGCUGCAAAAUCCAUAAUUUAAUCGUUGAAUGUUGUUGUGAAAUUUUAGAACUUCCAUAUUCCAAAACGAGAUUCACUGAUUGGUCUCAUACAACGCAUUUCUACUCAACAAUGUAUCAUCCGGAUGCCUACAAAUGUUCUGUACGCAAUGAAUUUAUUUUGUCAGAGCAUGAAAUAUUACUGAAAUUCGACCAACAACAUGCAAAUGUUAACGACUUAUUAGUAUCAUUCCGUUCAGUUGUUGUUUACUUGCUUGUCAAUGCCAAUCUCGUCCAGGCUUUAUCACGAAUCAUACUGCAAGAUCCGGAUGAUCCAGUAGCACUUAGGGCGACCGUUUUGAUGCAUGAUCUUUUACUCAUGAGUUCGACUUGUUUACCGAUGGAAUGGAGACAUCGAGUUUUGAGUUUGUCAACACUUGUUCAUAGUGCUUAUGAAAUAAUUAGUGAAUCGCAUGUUUCAAAAAGAUGUUCUUUGAAUGAUAAUGAUUAUGGAAUAGAAAAAUUCAUUUUUACACAUGCUGACCGAAGGAAUGUUAUCAUUCUGCUCAAUCGUUUGAAGAUUUUGAACAGCAUAGCAUUAGCACAGAAAACGCAACCACUUCCAAUUACCAAUCUCCAGCUUUUCGUACAAAGUAGUCCAACUGCGACAAAAUUGCGUAAAGCGAAGUUGUCUGAAAUGAACUUUGAUUAUGGAGAUGGAGAUGCCAAUUAUGUCGAGAUUGUACUGGAGAAAUUGCUGUUCAAAACUGCGGAAUCUGACAGAAGGCCUUGUUGGCCCGUUGUUGAUAGACUGUUCCAGCUUCUUCAGAUUUACUAUUGUUGCAAAGAUAUACCUAUCAAAUAUUCUAGAAAGUGUUACAGUAUUUUCACAAUGGUAUUCAAUUUUAUCACUCCAGCAAAAGGCUCGUUGAUUAACUUUGAUGGCGAUCGUUUCGUUAUCAUAUGUUGUUGUCGGGCGGUACAUAUUUCACUCUUGUUUGCUACACGAGAAGCGCAAUACAAAGAACUAUUAAUAAAUUUUAUUAGUGACUUUAUGUCGAAUAUAUCGGCGGAUGCAUUGUUCACUGGGCCAUUGUCUCCUAAGAAUUUGGUGAAUACAGGGGCGAUAUAUUAUUUUUCAUUUAUUGGUGCCAUAUCUUCAAACAAGGAAGGAAGGCAGAUGCUAGAAGCUACGCCAUUGUUACAAAUUUCAAACUUAACUUCUUACGUGAGUUAUCUUCUACCUACUGUAGAAUUAAUAAUUUGUCGUCUCACAUUUUUGUUACUAAUAGCUCAUUUAAAUAUUGCUGGAUAUGAGUUGCUGUUUUAG